Molecule: messenger RNA, 989 nt
Organism: Microtus ochrogaster (prairie vole)
Lineage: Eukaryota; Metazoa; Chordata; Mammalia; Rodentia; Cricetidae
Product: H-2 class II histocompatibility antigen, A-U alpha chain-like
Exons: 5
Coding region: 1-723 (240 amino acids)
Biological process (GO): antigen processing and presentation; immune response
Cellular component (GO): membrane; MHC class II protein complex
Source: RefSeq, a predicted model, not a curated record
AUGCAUAACAUUAGAUAUAACAGUUUCCACAUACUUACCGACCAUGUCGGUGCCUAUGGUAUACUUUUCUAUCAGUCUUGUGGACCCAAUGGACAGUACACAAUGGAAUUUGAUGGUGAUGAGAAGUUAUAUGUGGACUCGGAUAAGAAAGAGACAAUUUGGAGGAUUCCCGAGUUUGGCCAACUACUAACUUUUGACCCACAAGCUGGACUGCAAGAGAUAGCUACAGGAAAACACAACUUGGACGUCCUGACUAAGGGGACCAAUUCUACCCCAGCUACCAAUGAGGUUCCUGAGGUGACCGUGUUCCCCAAGUCCCCUGUGCUGCUGGGCCAGCCCAACACCCUUAUCUGCUUUGUGGACAACAUCUUCCCUCCUGUAGUCAAUAUUACAUGGUUGAGAAACAAGAAGUCAGUCACAGAGACUGUUUAUGAGACCAGCUUCAUCACCAAGAGUGACCAUUCCUUCCAAAAGAUGUCUUACCUCACCUUCAUCCCUUCUGACGAUGACGUCUAUGACUGCAAGGUGGAGCACUGGGGCCUGGAGGAGCCGACGCUGAAACACUGGGAACCUGAGAUUCCAGCCCCCAUGUCAGAGCUGACAGAGACUGUAGUCUGCGCCCUGGGGUUGUCCGUGGGCAUCGUGGGCAUCAUGGUGGGCACCAUCUUCAUCAUUCAAGGCCUGCGAUCAGGUGGCACCUCCAGACAUCCAGGGCCCUUAUGAACCACACCCUGGAGAGGAAGGUGUGUGGUCCUCUCCAGGGCAGAAGUGGUGUGCAAUUCAUCGUGUUCUUUGUCUUUCCCAAGUGUCCUCCAUCUUGCUGUUCUCUUGGACAUGAGGCUGCCCCCACUCACAGCUCAAAUAACCUUGGAAUUCCCCCCUGACCUGAGUUUUGUCUUUCGGCAUCUUUCCCAUCACAUCUACUGUAGAAUCUCAAUGACCCUGAUUCAGUAGCUCCUCAAAACCAAUAAAUCACCUUUUGUAAGUCA